AACAUCUUCAAACCAAUUCACACAGUUCUCCUUUCAACCACUGCUUCCUAACCAUUCUUCAUCGACCGCACCUUUCUAAAAAUCAAUGGAUGAGAUCGAUGUUCCUCGCUUCUUUCUCUGCCCUAUUUCUCUUGAACUCAUGAAAGACCCCGUUACACUCCCUACAGGAAUAACCUACGACCGCGAAAGCAUCGAAAACUGGUUGUUUUCUGGAAAGAACAACACCUGCCCACUCACAAAACAAGCACUUGCAGCUGAUUGCGAUCUAACGCCAAACCACACUCUCAGGCGAUUGAUCCAAUCAUGGUGCACCAUGAAUGCUUCCAACGGCAUCGAAAGGAUUCCGACACCGAAGCCUCCGAUCAGUAAAAUCCAGAUUGCCAAGCUCCUCAACGACGCCAAAUCUCCAGAGUUGAAGAUAAAGUGUCUCCAAAAGCUCCGCUCAAUCGCUUCAGAGAGCGCAGCAAAUAAACGUUGUAUGGAAGCUGCCGGUGCCGUUGAGUUCUUAGCGUCUAUUGUGAGUUCAACAGUAGAAGAAGCUUCAAGCGGCGAAGCCUUAAGCAUCCUCUACACUCUCCAAGUUUCUGAAGCCGCUCUAAAGACUCUUAUUGGGAAAAACGGCGAAUUUAUCAAAUCCUUGAUACGAGUCAUGCAACGUGGCAACUACGAACCUCGCGCUUAUGCCGUUUUGUUGUUGAAAUCCAUGUUGGAAUUGGCUGAACCGAUGCAGCUGAUCAGCUUGCAAACCGAACUUUUCAUCGAAUUAGUCCAGGUGUUGCACGAUCAGAUAUCCCAGCAGGCCUCAAACGCCGCAUUAAAAUUACUAAUCCAGCUUUGUCCGUGGGGAAGAAACAGAAUCAAAGCAGUCAACGCAGGCGCAGUGCCUGUUUUGAUAGGACUUCUUCUCGAUUCGUCGGAGCGAAAGGCUUGUGAAAUGAUGUUGAUGGCGUUGGACAUUCUAUGCGGAUGCGCCGAGGGGCGGGCGGAGCUGUUGGAGCAUGGGGCGGGGCUGGCUAUUGUGUCCAAGAAAAUUCUCAGGGUUUCCUCGGUGGCGACCGACAAGGCGGUGAGAAUUCUGUUGUCGGUUUCGAAGUUCUCGGCAUCUCCGGCUGUUGUUCAGGAAAUGUUGCAGUUGGGUGUGGUGGCAAAGCUCUGCUUGAUGCUUCAAGUGGACUGUGAGAACAAGGCUAAAGAAAAGGCAAGAGAGAUACUUAAACUGCACGCUAGGGCAUGGAAGAGUUCUCCUUGUAUACCAAAAAGCUCUCUCUCUUCCUAUCCAUCUUGAAAGAAAGAGAUCUAGCUAGAGGCAGAGAAUUGUGACUUAAUUUCCCUUUUUCUGUGUACAUAAUUGAUUUUGUUCCACAAAACAUUGAUGAAAUAUAAGAUCUUUGCAAAUCACAA
This is a messenger RNA of Alnus glutinosa, 1401 nucleotides long. Its product is annotated as E3 ubiquitin-protein ligase PUB23-like. NCBI's taxonomy places the organism in Eukaryota, Viridiplantae, Streptophyta, Magnoliopsida, Fagales, Betulaceae. Gene Ontology annotation, biological process: protein ubiquitination. The transcript has a single exon. Gene Ontology annotation, molecular function: ubiquitin protein ligase activity. The coding region runs from base 86 to 1285 and encodes 399 amino acids. The record is from RefSeq and is a predicted model, not a curated record.